Molecule: messenger RNA, 1917 nt
Organism: Nicotiana tabacum (common tobacco)
Lineage: Eukaryota; Viridiplantae; Streptophyta; Magnoliopsida; Solanales; Solanaceae
Source: RefSeq, a predicted model, not a curated record
UCUGCCAUAUUUGGUCUCGAUCGCUACUGGCCUCGAUCUCGACAGGCACCUCGAUUCUCGAACUCGAUACCUUGUCUUCGUGCUCUGUUAAAUGGAGCAGGAUUUGACAGAGCUGCUUUCUUUAGAUCAGGAGAAGCAAACUUCUUCUCAUUCAUCUUCAUGAUUCCAAUUAAAAGUAGACCAAAGGGUGGCCACGUUACCAUGCCUUUUAUUAUAGCAAACGAGGCAUUGGAGAAAGUGGCAAGCUAUGGGCUUUUACCAAAUAUGACAUUCUAUUUGAUGAAUGAUUAUAGGAUGGAGGUUACUACUGCUCAAAAUUUACUGUUUUUCUGGUCAGCAGCUACAAAUUUCUUGCCUUUAGUUGGUGCUUUUGUUGCUGAUUCAUAUCUGGGUCGUUUCCUUGCCAUUGGCCUUGGUUCCAUCUUCAGUUUCCUGGUAAUUUACAUUUCGGUCUUGAACGUGAACUUAUAUUAUAAGCUGCAUUUGCCUCCGCUUAUGCUUGCACUCUUUGUUGCAGGCGAUCAAUUAGGGCAGGCUUGUAAAUCUGCAACAGCUUCGCAAUACAUGCUCUUGGUCUUUUCAUUUCUGCUCAUGUCAAUUGGUGCUGGUGGUAUAAGACCAUGUUCUUUAGCCUUUGGUGCUAACCAGUUUGACAAGAGAGAUAAUCCCAACAACCAAAGGGUGUUAGAAAGCUUCUUUGCCUGGUAUUAUGCUUCAUACAUAGUCUUUGUUCUGAUUGCACGGACAGGUAUCGUUUACCUUCAAGAUAAGAUGGGCUGGAAAAUAGGUUUUGGAGUUCCUGCAAUUCUCAUGUUCUUAUCCGCGCACUUUUUCUUCCUUGCUUCUCCGUUUUAUAUCAAGGAAAAGGUUCGCUCAAACUUGUUUGGCAGCUUUAUUCAAGUAAUGGUGGUUGCCUACAAGAAUAGGAAACUCCCAUACCCUACUCAGAAUUCUGAUUACCAUCACAAGAAUGGUUCAGAACUUCAAGUGCCAACGGAGAAACUGAGAUUCUUAAACAAAGCUUGCAUUAUUAACAGCCCUGAAGAUGUUAAGCCAAAUGGAGUUUCAGUCAAUUCAUGGAACCUUUGUACAGUGGAGCAAGUUGAGGAGCUAAAAGCCCUCAUUAGGAUCAUGCCAUUGUGGUCGACGGGGAUCAUGAUAUCAAUAAACUUGAGCCAAGUGUCAUUCCCUUUGCUACAAGCUCAAUCCAUGGAUAGACAUCUAACGAAAAAAUUUCAAAUUCCAGCUGGCUCAUUUGGUAUUUUUCUUAUGAUCGCAUUAACACUUUGGGUUUUUCUCUAUGACCGUGUGAUCCUUCCAUUGGCAUCGAAAAUCAGAGGAAGAGCAGUUCGUCUAACACCUAUAGUCAGAAUGGGGAUUGGUAUAUUCGUCUCUUGCAUGUCUAUGUUAGUCUCUGGUAUCGUGGAACAUGUUCGACGAAGAAGAGCAAUAAGCCAAGGGCUCUUGAACAACCCCGAGGGGUUGGUGGAAAUGUCAGCUAUGUGGCUCAUACUGCAAAAUAGUUUAAAUGGAAUAGCAGAGGCAUUCAGUGCAAUCGGCCAGACAGAGUUCUAUUAUUCUGAGCUCCCGAGUAGUAUGUCAAGUCUCGCAUCUGCACUCUUAGGACUAGGAAUGGCAGUGGCAAAUCUAUUAGCAAUUGUUAUCCUGAGUGCUGUGGAUAAGUAUACCAAAGGAGAUGGGAAAGAGAGUUGGGUUUCAAGCAGUAUCAACAAGGGUCACUAUGAAUAUUACUACUGGCUUCUUGCUAUUAUGACAUCUUUUAAUCUGCUUUAUUUUAUGAUUUGUAGCUGGGCAUAUGGACCUUGUGCUAACAUUGACAUCACUAAGAGAAUGUUAGAGGUUAGUGAUGAUGAUGAUCUGCCACAGGAGAACGUACCUAUUCUACAAGGAAAAUGA